Molecule: messenger RNA, 1988 nt
Organism: Hevea brasiliensis (rubber tree)
Lineage: Eukaryota; Viridiplantae; Streptophyta; Magnoliopsida; Malpighiales; Euphorbiaceae
Product: dihydrolipoyllysine-residue acetyltransferase component 1 of pyruvate dehydrogenase complex, mitochondrial-like
Exons: 19
Coding region: 47-1759 (570 amino acids)
Biological process (GO): pyruvate decarboxylation to acetyl-CoA
Cellular component (GO): pyruvate dehydrogenase complex; mitochondrion
Molecular function (GO): acyltransferase activity
Source: RefSeq, a predicted model, not a curated record
AUUAAGUUACAUUUUUCUAUGCCUAGUUAUUUAUGUCAUUAGAUUUAUGUACAUAUUUAUCAUCAAGCUCUUUGUUGUUCUAGACCUUCCACCUCAUGCAGUCAUUGGAAUGCCAGCUUUAUCUCCUACAAUGACUCAAGGUAACAUAGCAAAAUGGAGGAAGAAAGAAGGAGAUAAGAUAGAAGUGGGCGAUGUACUGUGUGAAAUAGAGACAGAUAAAGCUACACUUGAGUUUGAAAGUCUUGAAGAAGGGUUUUUGGCCAAAAUACUGGCACCUGAAGGUUCAAAGGAUAUUCCUGUAGGACAACUCAUCGCAAUAACGGUUGAGGAUGCAGAUGAUAUCCAAAAUGUCCCAAAGAAUCGCCAAAGAAGUGGAGCAGAGGUUGAAGAGGAAAAAUCAUCUGACAAGGAUUCCAAUAAUGAAGACAAAGGAACCACCUCUAUUAAGCUCAACACGUCUGAACUUCCUCCUCACAUUGUUCUUGGAAUGCCAGCAUUAUCACCAACAAUGAACCAAGGUAAUAUUGCCAAAUGGAGAAAAAAAAAGGAGACAAGGUUGAUAGAAAUGGUUAAAGUCAUAUGUGAGAUAGAGACAGACAAGGCCACCCUUGAAUUUGAAAGUCUUGAAGAGGGGUAUUUGGCUAAGAUACUGGCACCAGAUGGUUCAAAGGAUGUGGCAGUGGGACAACCAAUUGCAGUCACGGUUGAAAAUCCAGAUGAUAUUGAAACUGUAAAGACUAAUUUUAGUGGUAGCAUGGAGGUGAAGGAAGAAAUAUUGACCCAUCGUGACUCAAAGGAUGAUGGUAGAGAAGAAAAGACAAGUUUUACAAGGAUUAGUCCCUCUGCUAAGUUGCUGAUUUCAGAGUAUGGAUUGGAUGCAUCAUCAUUAAAGGCAUCCGGUCAUCAUGGCACUCUUCUAAAGAGUGAUGUUUGGGCUGCAAUUAAGUCAGGAAAGGGAUCUUCAAGAAAAUCUACACCUAAGGAUAAAGCAGCUCCAUCUCAAAAAGGCUCACAAGCUUCAACCACAGCUUUACCAGAAUCUCACCCACAGCGGUCAGAUUCUUUUGAAGAUUUGCCAAAUACUCAAAUUCGCAAGGUCAUAGCAAGAAGGUUAUUGGAAUCAAAACAAACUACACCACAUUUGUAUUUAUCAACAGAUGUUAUACUGGAUCCUCUUCUUUCUUUCAGAAAGGAGCUCAAAGAGCAACAUGAUAUUAAGGUGUCAGUAAAUGACAUAGUCAUCAAAGCUGUUGCAAUUGCUCUGCGAAAUGUACCAGAAGCUAAUGCGUAUUGGGAUGCUGAGAAAGGAGAAAUCAUUUUGUGUGAUUCUGUAGACAUAUCAAUUGCAGUUGAUACCGAGAAGGGCCUAAUGACUCCUAUUGUUAGGAAUGCGGACGAGAAGUCCAUUACAUCUAUCUCCUCAGAGGUUAAGCAACUAGCUGAGAAAGCUCGGGCAGGGAAGCUUGCUCCAAAUGAGUUUCAAGGAGGGACGUUCAGCAUUUCGAACCUGGGAAUGUAUCCAGUGGACCAAUUUGCUGCAAUUAUAAGUCCCCCUCAGGCUGGCAUCCUAGCUGUUGGUAGAGGGAAUAAAGUUGUUGAACCAGUACUUGGAAGUGAUGGAACUGAGAGGCCUGCAGUGGUCAACAAAAUGAACUUGACAUUAUCUGCUGAUCAUCGUGUUUUUGAUGGCAAAGUGGGAGGUGCAUUUCUCACAGCUUUGCGUUCCAACUUCAGUGAUAUCAGGAGACUUCUUCUAUGAGGCCCUCAAACUACAAAUGGGUUUCAAAAAAUAAGACUUGACAGAGCACGUUAUGCGAGAGCAGCAGCUAGCUAGGAAAUUUUCAAGGCUUGGUGCCAAUUUGUUCUAGGGAUAUUUUUUACCAAUACAAUUGUUUGUGAUGUGCCAUUUUUACAAAAUUUUGCCAUUCAUUGAACUCGUCCUGUUAAUAGUUAGAAUUUAGAGCUGAUGUUCAGGUGCUGAUUCAGGC